CGCAGUUUCCCGACAACUUCCGAAACAUAAACCAAAAUGGCGCUGCCCAUGACUGAAAAAAAAUUGUCCGUCUCCUCUUUCUGUGAAGCAAAUUCACAAAUUCCAGAAUGGAUGAGAUCGGAACAUCUCACAGGGACAACAAUCAUGGCCGUUGAAUUCGAUGGUGGUGUUGUCAUUGGUGCUGACUCAAGGACAACCACAGGGUCAUACGUUGCCAACCGUGUAACUGACAAGCUAACCAAGGUUUCUGAUCGUAUCUACUGCUGUCGAUCAGGGUCAGCUGCUGAUACCCAGGCUAUUGCUGAUAUCGUGUCAUAUCUUCUGGAGUUUCACAGUAUCAACCAAAAUGAGCCACCCCUUGUACACACAGCUGCUAACUUGUUCAGAAACCGUUGCUAUGACUACAGAGAUCAACUUCUGGCUGGAAUCAUUGUAGGAGGCUGGGAUAAAGAGAAGGGAGGACAGGUAUACUCUGUACCUCUAGGAGGUAUGUUCGUUAGACAACCUUGUGCCAUUGGGGGUUCAGGAAGCACCUACAUCUAUGGCUACGUGGAUGCACAUUACAAGGAAGGCAUGACUAAAGAUGAAUGCCUCACAUUUGUAGCAAAUGCUGUAUCUUUGGCAAUGUUCCGCGACGGAUCCAGCGGAGGUAUCGUACGUCUAGCAGUCAUCACAGAGGAUGGUGUAGAAAGAAAGACCAUAUUAGGAAACGAGUUACCUCGCUUCUAUGAAGGUUAAAAACCUACCUUAAGUUAUGCUUUGAAAAUGUUAAAGGUAGUGCCUCGUGGAACAGGCAGACAAGUCAUUGUGUAAACUGGCUGGGUAUAAACAUGCAAGCUUUUACCAAGGUACUUGUAUCACAAACCUUAGCGAUUAAUUGUACUGUUGGUUUGUAUGCUUGAUUGCACAUAUUGAUCAAUGCAAUCAAGUGUAAAAAUUUUCCCAACGAUCAACUGCUAAGCUUUGUGAUACAGGCCCGGGAUCUGGGUCUGUAAGAGGUUCAUCUGAUUGGUUGGAUAAAAGUACAGAUAAAAUAACUUCUUUACACAAUCAUGAAAAAUAGUGUAAAGUUAAGUGGAGAGACUUCCAGGAGAAGUUUUCCCCAAAGAAGUAGGUGAAGUUCUCAUGGGGUAGUUUACCUAUUAUGCUUGAUUGUGAAUGAAGAGGAUAUUUUAUCCAUACUUUCAUUGGUUCAGGUGUUUGUAUGUAGUCGGCAUUCUAUCUAGUCUUGUCUGUAGAUUUCACAAAGAUGCACUUCCUUUAAGCUAGUAAUGCAUUCAUCACACCAGCAUAUGGGGACAUAUUCGUAAAGUGCACAUGCCACCUUUAUGUGUUUAUUUCAUGUCACGAAUCAUUAUCAACAAUUUAUUUUGAAUUUGAUGUGUGACAAGAUCUAUUUUCAUGUAUAUUUAUUGGCCUCAUGUGAAGCCCCCCACCAACUGUACAUGUACAUCAGUGUAAAGACAAAAGAAGUUUAAUAAGCCAUUACAAGCUUCAGGUAUUACUCAAUCAAUUCAAUUCAUUUAUUUCCAUAUUCAAAUUGAACAAUAUAGAAAAACAUGAUAAAUAUACAAACAAGAGUUGAUUAUUAAAAAAUGACAAAAAUGCAAAAAAGUAACAAUAUCAAAAGCUACAAAAAUUACACAGAAAAGGCAUGUAGCUAGCAGUAGCGUAUUUUGAAGCUUGCAAGUAUUCAAUUGGUGUAUUUGUUUUAUUUUACGCUUCUAACAAAUUCUUCAAAAAUUGAUUUUAGCUGUCAAUACUCUCCUCCUCCAAUUUGCAUUGUUUCUUUAAACAUGAUCUUCAACAUACCAUGUAGAAAGCAAUUGGUGUCAUAUACAUGUACAUCAGACAUGUGAUAUGGAACUAGACACAUUGUUCUACAUAUACAUCUGCAUUCAUAUGUUGGUGUGAUGAUAGCAAUUUUUUUUUUGGUAUCUAUUACUUGUAAGAAAUAUGUGAAAUUCAUGUAGAUAUCCAUGACAUUGAAUGUUUUUGUAAUAGUGUUUUGAAAUAUUUCUUUCAGAAUCUGUAACCUUUGGUUUGUUCCCCCCCCCCCUACACAUUUUGCAUCACUGCGAGAUGUGAAACUCAAGUAAUCAAAGAAGAUCACUUUACAUGUUUGACUUUGAAUUUGGAUCUUUGCUCAAUAUUUCAUUAACAUAACAUUCCUAGGGAGUGAUUUGGAAAGCUGUACGAUGACUUAUUGAUGACUUUAGAAAUACCUUAGUUUGAUGCCCAAAGCAUUUAUUAAUGUUGUGGUGGAGUAGAAUUCUGGUUUGCUAAGUUCUUGUUUUGAUUUUCAUAAGAAUAUGGCAUACAGAUGUUGAUCAUGAUUAAAUGCAAGUACAUUUUAACUUUGGCUAAAUGAGACUGGACAAGAAAUGGGGAGCAUUUCAUGAAAUCACUGAUAAAUGUUAUACACUGUAAGCUACUAAAAUCUUUGUAUCUGAUUGGCUCAGAACAAAUAUUUGGUGAAAAUCAGUGACAUGCUGCAUCGUGAAACAGUCCCCAGGUAUCCAAGUUGGCAGAUCAUAUGAAAACUCAUAGAUCUGUAAACUCAUGUAUACAUGUACAAGCAUAUCAAUUAGAAUUGAUGACAGUAGGUCAUAUUUCCAGGUUCUACCACGGAUAUUAAUGAUGAAAUCAUUAUCCAACUUUCUCAAGUCCUCACUCAUCUCUUCAUUUCAGAUU
Molecule: messenger RNA, 2694 nt
Organism: Lytechinus variegatus (green sea urchin)
Lineage: Eukaryota; Metazoa; Echinodermata; Echinoidea; Temnopleuroida; Toxopneustidae
Product: proteasome subunit beta type-6-like
Exons: 6
Coding region: 37-738 (233 amino acids)
Cellular component (GO): proteasome core complex
Molecular function (GO): threonine-type endopeptidase activity
Source: RefSeq, a predicted model, not a curated record